Messenger RNA from Callithrix jacchus (white-tufted-ear marmoset), 1175 nucleotides. It is a transcript of the gene GAR1, whose product is annotated as GAR1 ribonucleoprotein. Gene Ontology annotation, cellular component: box H/ACA snoRNP complex. NCBI's taxonomy places the organism in Eukaryota, Metazoa, Chordata, Mammalia, Primates, Cebidae. Gene Ontology annotation, biological process: ribosome biogenesis; snoRNA guided rRNA pseudouridine synthesis. The record is from RefSeq and is a predicted model, not a curated record. Gene Ontology annotation, molecular function: box H/ACA snoRNA binding.
UGCCGUAGAAGCCGGAGGAUCUGAAAAUGCUGGACGCGGAACCCAGCUGCCAGAGGGAGGGAGGAAGGAAGGGGAUACGGUGUGAAGACCUUGCUGUCUGUGUGAGGAGGAGUUACUAAUCCUGGGGCGGCCAGGCUGGUCUGUGGUCGGUCGGCGUUCCGGAGACUCAUGGGGAAGUAAACUCUUCACCCUAGAGGGAGGAGAGAGAAUGUCUUUUCGAGGCGGAGGUCGUGGAGGCUUUAAUCGAGGUGGUGGAAGUGGCGGCUUCAACCGUGGCAGCAGCAGCAACCACUUCCGAGGUGGAGGCGGAGGCGGUGGCGGAGGCGGCGGCAAUUUCAGAGGCGGCGGCAGGGGAGGAUUUGGCCGAGGGGGUGGCCGCGGAGGCUUUAACAAAGGCCAAGAUCAAGGACCUCCAGAACGUGUAGUCUUGUUAGGAGAGUUCCUCCAUCCCUGUGAAGAUGACAUAGUUUGUAAAUGUACCACAGAUGAAAAUAAAGUGCCUUAUUUCAAUGCUCCUGUUUACUUAGAAAACAAAGAACAAAUUGGAAAAGUGGAUGAAAUAUUUGGACAACUUAGAGAUUUUUAUUUUUCAGUUAAAUUGUCAGAAAAUAUGAAGGCUUCAUCCUUUAAAAAACUGCAGAAGUUUUAUAUAGACCCAUAUAAGCUGCUGCCACUGCAGAGGUUUUUACCUCGACCUCCAGGUGAGAAAGGACCUCCAAGAGGUGGUGGCAGGGGAGGCCGAGGAGGAGGACGAGGAGGAGGUGGCAGAGGUGGUGGCAGAGGUGGUGGUUUUAGAGGUGGAAGAGGAGGUGGAGGUGGGGGCUUCCGAGGAGGAAGAGGGGGAGGUGGUUUCAGAGGGAGAGGACAUUAAGUGAAAUGGUUGACAGACAUCACCAGUUGACUUCUGCAUAAACCUGUGUCAUCUGUUUCUACUGUGGAUUGGAAACUUGUUUCUUGAGCAAGUCUUGAAGAUCUUGGUCGUUUUAUGACAAUGGAUCUAAAAUGUCAGCAUUAUGCCAAGUACAACGGAAUAGUGAAUUUUGCUCUAAAAGAGCAUGAACAAAUCUUUUUAAUGUUUUGUAUAGUGCCUGGCACUCUGUGGGUGCUUAAUAAAUGGACAGGAGUUUUCAUUUGAAGCAUAUUUGAAUUUUUAAAAUAAAGUGUUUAUUCCCUUA